AUGAAAAAUCUGGUUAACUUGGCACUAUAUCGAAACAAACUCAGAGGUCCAAUCCCUCAUUCUUUGGCUAAUUUAAGUAGACUGGAGAGCCUCUAUUUGUACGAAAAUCAAUUAUCUGGUCCAGUGCCUUCUGAAAUCAGAGAUAUGAAAAAUCUGAUUGACUUGGAGCUAUCUGCAAACAACCUCAGUGGUCAAAUCCCUCGUUCUCUGUCUAAUUUAACUAGACUUGAGACCCUCUAUUUGGAUUUGAAUCAAUUAUCUGGUCCUAUGCCUUCUGAAAUCGGAGAUAUGAAAAAUCUAAUUGACUUGGACCUAUCUUUUAAUAAAUUCAGAGGUCCAAUCCCUCAUUCUCUGGCUAAUAUAAGUGGACUAGAGUUUCUCUAUUUGACUUCGAAUCAAUUAUCUGGUGCAAUACCUCAAGACUUUGGUAGCCAAGCAUCUAUUGUAGAAUUUCAGUUGUACAACAACCUCUUAUCUGGAAGCUUGCCUCAACAAAUAUGCCAAGGACAAUCACUUCAAAGAUUAGCGGUUAAUAACAAUAGACUUUCAGGUCCUAUUCCGGACUUUAGAAAUUGCACAAGUUUAAUAAGAGUUCGACUCAACAACAACCGAUUUGUAGGAAAUAUAACUGAUAGUUUUGGUGUACAUCCACAACUUUAUUUAAUUGAUAUGAAUCACAAUAGACUAUGUGGAGAGCUGUCACCAAAUUGGGGAAAAUGUAAAAAAUUGACGUUUCUGAAGAUUUCUGGAAACAAUAUUAGUGGGAAGAUACCACCUAAAAUUGGUCAGUUAACACAGCUUGGACUACUUGGCCUUUCUUUCAACAAACUUGUUGGAGAGAUACCAAAGGAAUUGGGCGGCUUAUCCACUUUGUUCCACUUGAAUUUAAGUGGCAAUCAAAUUUCUGGGCAUGUACCAGCUGAAAUUGGCAAAUUAAUCAAUUUGGAGGUUCUUGACCUCUCGGCAAACAUGUUAACUAGAUCAAUCCCAGCUCAGCUUGGUCAAUGCUACAAAUUGUGGUCAUUAAAUUUGAGCUGGAAUUCAUUGAAUGGAAGCAUUCCAUCACAAAUUGGUGAUCUAGUAUCCCUACAAGUUCAAUUGGACCUUAGUCAUAACUCAAUCAGUGGACCGAUACCACCAGAGUUUGCAAAGUUGGUGAUGCUGGAACUUUUGAAUCUAUCACACAAUAGGAUCACUGGCUCAAUACCUCUUUCUCUUGAAGACAUGGGUAGCUUAGUAUCUCUUGAUUUCUCCUACAAUGAGUUGGAAGGUGUUGUUCCUAACAACAAAGUUUUCAGAAAUGCUUCACCACAAGCAUUUAGGAACAAUAAAGGGUUAUGUGGUGACCUUCAAGGUCUACUUCCCUGCAAUCAAUCUCAUCGGAGCAAGGGACCGAAGAAACAUGGACAUAAGGUUGUCAUAUCCAUCAUUGCUUCUUUGAUAGGAAUUCUGUUUCUAGUACUUGCAAUUAUCGGUGUUUUGUACCUCUUGCGAAAAAAAGCAAAAAAAGGAAAUAUAGAAGCAACAACAAGAAAUCAUGGCAAUAUAUUUUCCAUUUGGAAUUUUGAUGGCCAGAUUGCUUAUGAGGACAUUAUUCAAGUAACAGAAAAUUUUGAUUCCAAAUAUUGCAUUGGAACUGGAACUUUUGGGAAUGUUUACAAAGCAGUGCUUCCUACUGGCCAUGUUGUAGCCUUGAAGAAGUUCCACCCAUUGGAAGGUGAGACAAGAGUUAAUGAUGAAAGCUUUAAGAAUGAGAUGUGCAUAUUAACAGAAAUAAGGCAUCGGAAUAUUGUCAAACUUUAUGGAUUUUGUUUGCAUCCACGAUGCAUGUUCCUUGUGUAUGAGUACAUGGAGAAAGGAAGCUUAGCACGGAUUUUGAGCAAUCAAGCAGAGGCUAUUGGGUUGGAUUGGCUGAAAAGAGUAAAUAUUAUCAAAAGUGUGGCUAAUGCUUUGUCUUACUUGCAUAAUGACUGUAUUCCACCAAUAAUUCAUCGGGAUAUUUCAAGCAAAAAUAUACUGCUAGACAUGGACCUCGAGGCUCGUGUAUCUGAUUUUGGCAUUGCAAGACUAUUAAAGCCAGACUCAUCUAAUUGGACGUCACUUAAAGGAACUCAUGGAUAUAUUGCUCCAGGUAUGUAA
Messenger RNA from Macadamia integrifolia, 2139 nucleotides. RefSeq names its product MDIS1-interacting receptor like kinase 2-like. NCBI's taxonomy places the organism in Eukaryota, Viridiplantae, Streptophyta, Magnoliopsida, Proteales, Proteaceae. Gene Ontology annotation, biological process: protein phosphorylation. The transcript has a single exon. Bases 1 to 2139 code for a protein of 712 amino acids. Gene Ontology annotation, molecular function: protein kinase activity; ATP binding; protein binding. The record is from RefSeq and is a predicted model, not a curated record.